This is a messenger RNA of Aricia agestis (brown argus), 2503 nucleotides long. It is a transcript of the gene Ufl1, whose product is annotated as E3 UFM1-protein ligase 1 homolog. Gene Ontology annotation, molecular function: UFM1 ligase activity. Bases 117 to 2414 code for a protein of 765 amino acids. The transcript has 7 exons. NCBI's taxonomy places the organism in Eukaryota, Metazoa, Arthropoda, Insecta, Lepidoptera, Lycaenidae. The record is from RefSeq and is a predicted model, not a curated record. Gene Ontology annotation, biological process: regulation of proteasomal ubiquitin-dependent protein catabolic process; response to endoplasmic reticulum stress; protein K69-linked ufmylation. Gene Ontology annotation, cellular component: endoplasmic reticulum membrane.
UAUCGUGUUUUGGUUAAAAUUUUAAUUUUUAAGGAAAUAUUGGAUUGUUUCAUAAAACAUCAUAAAUAAAAAUAAUUAACAGGUAAUUAAUUAAGAAGCUGAGUUGUCCUUUUGAAAUGGCGCCCUCCACGGAUUGGGAUGAAAUUAAAAGAUUGGCAGCUGACUUCCAAAAAGCUCAAUUGAGUUCAACUUCUCAAAGGCUUUCUGAAAGAAACUGUAUAGAAAUAGUUUCAAAACUAAUAGAGCUGAAACUAAUUGAUGUGAUAUUUACAAAUGAUGGAAAAGAAUAUUUGACAUCACAGCAGUUGAUCAGAGAGAUAAAAGAUGAGAUCUAUGUUCGUGGAGGCCGAGUCAACACAGUAGAAUUAGCUAAGGAACUGAAUGUUGACCUUAAUCAAAUAAACUUAAAUGUAGCUGAAAUUGUAAAGGGCAAGGAGGUUCAACUGGUCUCAGGGUCAUUGAUCACAAAUUACUAUUUAGAAAAAAUUGCAAGGGAGAUAAAUGAAAAGUUACAGCUUUUGGGCCAGAUAUCAGUUGGUGAUCUUACAUUACAAUAUGAUCUUCCCGCUGAAUUACUUCUGCACAGUGUUCUGGAGAAGUAUUUGGGCAAAUUAAUAAUUGGAAGGCAAGAUCCAUCUGACAACAGAAUAUUUUACACUGAGGAGUAUCUUAUGAGGACUAAAGCUAAGAUAAGAGGUGCCUUAAUGGGUUUACUGAAGCCUACACCUGUUAGUUUCAUAAUUAGCCAUUGUAAUUUAACUGAGAGACUCUUUAUGUAUCUAUUUGACCAUAUUAAUGCUCCAGGAGUACUCACUGGUCGUCAAUCUGGGUCUCUUUAUGUCCCUUCAUGUUAUACAAAGUCACAAAAUGAAUGGGUCAUAAACUUCUACAAACAAAACAAUUACCUUGAAUAUGAUGCUCUGACUCGCUUGGGCAUUUCUGAUCCUAAGGGUUACAUUAAAAGGAUAUUGUCAAAUGAAGAUAACACAUAUUUAAGUAGCUGUGUCAUUGGAGCUCAAAUCAAACAACAACUGGAGACAGCAUUAGAAGAAUGCAUAGCCUCUAAGAGCUACUUGGAUGUUGUGUCAUUGCUUCCGUCCGUUUUGUCAGAUGAAGAUAUUGAGAAUGUCUUAGAAUCAAUGUUAAAGAGUAAUUCAAAAUCAACUAUGCUAUUUGAUAAUACAGUAUUCAGCAACCAUUUCAUUGAUAACCUAAAGAAGUCUUGCCUACCUAUGGUACAAAAGAAUGUUGAUGCUGUUGUGAAAUCAGGAAAAUAUCAGCAGUUUUAUCUUGAAAAGCAGAUGAGUAAAUCAGAUAUGCAGAAAGACUCGCAUGUAGAUCAUAAAGCUGAAAGGCGUGAGGAAAGACGAAGGAAAGCCAGCUCAGGUAAAGGAGGGGGUGGAACUCAAGGCCGCGAGACAAAGACUAAAGCAGUUAAAAAGCACCCCAGGUCCAAACAGGCAGCUCAAGACUCCGACUCAGAUGAAUCGUCAAAUGUUGUAAAGAAGAGUCAAGCUAAUUUAGAAAUUGUGUCCGUCCAAGAUGUAGAGAAAGUUAUCAAGGAUGCCUUAGAUAAUGAGGGUCUGGAAGAUCUUACUACUCAAAUAGCUGAAUACAUUCAAGGGCAACUUAAUCAAGAAGCUCUCAAUAUGGCCAAGGAAAUGGCUGACAAGUUACUUCAAGAUGCCAACCAAAACAGAAAGCAAACUCACUCCUCUGCCCAAGAUCGUAUUAACGUCCUUGUUAAUGACAUAAAGUUAUAUGAAAAGGGAUUGAAAUUAUUCCCCAGUGAUCAGCAGCCUGGUUUUGUAAAGUAUCUAUUGAAAACUCUGGGUGGGGACGUACUAUCAGAGUUCUGUAAGUAUGCAGCAAAUCAAUGCAACCUUCCCAUACAGACGGACACCAUAACAGUGGAGCAGAGGAAUAAAAUAUUAAAUGAUGUUUCUGAUGAAUAUAUGAAACCGCUGAAAUCCCUCAAUGCCACAUUGUCCGAACAAACUAUGGAACAAUUUUACCAGGCCGUCGACACAUGCUUAGCCGAAUGUGGAAUGAUUUUGAAGAAAGUAGACAAGAAAAAGGACAAACUUCUAAUACAGAACCAUAGGGAGAAGCUCAUUUCUGAGCUAGAAAACUGUAAUGAUCCAGCAUUGGCACUCCACUUUGUAGUUUUGGCGCUGUUUACCCUGCUAAAUCAAAAUAUGAUGCAUGCCUCUGGUAGACAAGUACCUUCAAUUAUAGUUCAACUGAAAUCACAGUUAAAAGAUGACGACUUCCAAAAGCUUCAGAAGUUUCAUGAACUAGUUACGAAAUAUUUGAUAGCCAAGGAUGAAGAUAAAGAAGAAAUUGAAGAAAAACUUAAAGAAGAUCUACCUGAAAUCAAAAAUUUGGUCCAAGAAGUGAAAAAGUACAAAUAACUACAAUACAAUCUCUAUUUAAAUGAUGAAUUUAUGUAGUAAAAUGAAAUAAGUAAAAUAUUAUUUUAAAAUAUAAUAUUAUAUUGUUA